This is a messenger RNA of Nymphaea colorata (pocket water lily), 2255 nucleotides long. Its product is annotated as probable zinc metalloprotease EGY1, chloroplastic. NCBI's taxonomy places the organism in Eukaryota, Viridiplantae, Streptophyta, Magnoliopsida, Nymphaeales, Nymphaeaceae. The coding region runs from base 451 to 2130 and encodes 559 amino acids. The transcript has 10 exons. The record is from RefSeq and is a predicted model, not a curated record. Gene Ontology annotation, biological process: proteolysis.
UCUCUUGCUGCUGAACGAGAUAGCGCAGGAAAAAUAUCGUCGCCGGAUUGGGAGGAAGGAUAGAGGGACGGGGAAGGGAGGCCGCGAAGGGAACGCAGAUUUCUCAUUGUCUCCCGACGGUUGGAACAAUCCUCUUCUCUCUAUUGUCCCACAAAAAUCCCGGAACUCCUCUUGUUUCGGGUUCCCUCAUCUUUUCUCACCGCUAGAAAUUCCAACUCUCGACUGGCUUCUCUCCAAUUCCCAGUCGCACAGACUCUGUUCUCUUCGCGAUUCAGUUUCCGGAUUUUCGCUAGGAAAGAAGCUGUAUUCGACAUUUUUUGGUUUUUUUUUUCUCUCUCCAGUUUCCAGAAUCUCUAUGGCCCGGUAAGAACUUUUGAAGAUGUUGAUGCCGGCUUCCGUCUAAAGUAUUAGCCACCAGCUCCUGUGUUCGUUUUCCUGGAUUUUCUGAAAAUGGGAACUCUUCCGAGCUACUCCCUCAGCAACGCUACCCUCGGUCCGGAUUUCCGAUGCGGCUUCUUUCGAUGCCGGGAAAAGGCUGCCCAGAGGACUAAAUUCGCGACGGCCAGGGAGGGAUACGGUUUUUGUUGUCUAAGAUUUGCAGCGUUGCGGAGGGGGAAUUGUGGAAGGAAAAUGGACGGUUUCAGGUGUCUUAGUGGCAGUGGGAGCAGCGAGGAAGAUAAUGAACCCAAGAAGGUGGACUCUUCUGUGGCAACGGAAGAGAGAGAGUUUUCUGUGGCAACGGAAGAAAGGGACCGGAGAAACGAUGACGGCCCAAGUGCAGAGAACAACCAAGCUUCGAUUUCGUCAGGGCCAUCAGGCCUUCCAACCGAAAGCCCUAUGUACAAUAAUUUCCAAGUUGAUUCUUUUAAACUAAUGGAACUUCUUGGGCCAGAGAAGGUUGACCCUUCUGAUAUAAAGCUCAUUAAGGAAAAACUUUUUGGUUACACCACCUUUUGGGUCACUGGGGAGGAGCAAUUUGGUGACUUUGGAGAAGGCAUUCUUUUCCUUGGAAAUCUAAGGGGGAAAAGAGAAGAUAUAUUUGCAAAACUUCAGCGCCAGCUUGCAGAAGUCACUGGGGACAAAUACAACUUGUUCAUGGUAGAAGAACCUAAUUCAGAUGGGCCAGAUCCACGAGGUGGUCCUCGUGUUAGCUUUGGUUUACUGCGAAAGGAAGUUUCAGAACCUGGACCAACAACACUCUGGCAAUACGUGAUUGCUUUCAUUCUUUUUGUGUUAACAGUAGGUUCCUGCGUUGAGCUGGGCAUCGCAUCUCAGCUGAACAGGCUUCCACCCGAGGUUGUGGAUUAUUUCACAAAUCCAAAUGCUUCAGACCCUCCUGAUAUGCAACUGUUGGUCCCUUAUGUGGAAUCUGCUUUGCCGUUGGCAUAUGGAGUCUUAGGUGUUCAACUCUUUCAUGAAGUUGGUCAUUUUCUUGCUGCAUUUCCUCGAAAAGUGAAACUCGGUCUUCCCUAUUUUAUUCCAAACAUUACGUUGGGGAGCUUUGGUGCAAUUACUCAGUUCAAGUCCAUUCUUCCUGAUAGAAAAGCAAAAGUUGAUGUGUCUAUGGCUGGCCCAUUAGCUGGUGCUGCACUUUCCUUUUCAAUGUUCGGAGUUGGGCUUCUGCUCUCAUCGCAUCCAGCUGCAGUGGGAGAUUUGGUGCAGGUGCCUAGCAUGCUCUUCCAGGGUUCAUUACUUCUUGGUGUUAUCAGCAGAGCAGUCCUUGGAUACAGUGCCAUGCACGCUGCUACUGUGUCAAUUCAUCCUCUUGUAAUUGCAGGCUGGUGCGGUUUGACAACGUCAGCAUUUAAUAUGCUUCCUGUUGGUUGCCUUGAUGGUGGCAGGGCCGUCCAGGGUGCCUAUGGCAAGGGCUGGCUUGUUGGAUUUGGUUUGGCAACAUAUGCAAUGCUGGGAUUAGGAGUGCUUGGUGGACCAUUAUCAUUGCCAUGGGGGUUGUACGUUCUAAUUUGUCAGAGAACACCGGAGAAACCAUGUCUGAAUGAUGUGACUGAGGUGGGGACUUGGAGGAAAACUGCUUUAGCCGUGACCUUAUUCUUUGUUGUAUUAACCCUUCUUCCUUUGUGGGACCAAUUAGCAGAGGAGUUGGGUGUCGGACUUGUGACAACAUUUUAAUUGAACCUUCCCUGUGAGCAUGAGUACUCCAGAAAUUUUGACGUCAUCUUUAAUUUUCUCAUUAAUACGUAAAUGUAAAUUCAUUUAUAAUUGUUGUAUAGUGCAAUUUUUCGCGUUCGGAAUCA